AUGUCAACUUCCAGCAACAGCAAUUACGAUUAUAGUUAUUCCUCUUCUUCCUCCAGCUCUUCUAAUAAGGAUUCCAAAGCUUCUGUAGCCAAAUCAAAAGCUAAGACAACUCAUAAUUGGGGAGCAAAUCCUAGCAUACCCUUGAAUGAUCGAAGGGUCAUUUAUGCUGAACUUAUGAAGAGAAAGGCUGAAGAUGAUGAAGCAGAGAAUCUUCAGCGCAGAAAGGAUCGAAUUCGGCGCAGAAUACAAGCGGCUGAGGAGAUACGUCAAUUCCUUUAUGGGGUACCCUCUGACUCUGACGCUGACGCUUCUGAAGAGGAAACUACGUGGGUGUUUACAGAGCACAAGAUCAAUCCUGACCGAUAUGAAAGAGAGUUCCGGAAGACUAUGAAGCAAAUUGAAGCUGAAGCGGAAGAAGACUCGGACUCAGACGAUCCUUAUACCCAUACAGACUUCAUCAAUGAUCCUGAUGCUGAUUCCGACGAAGAGGAGGACAGUGAUGACAAAUAUGAUAACUCGGAUGACGAGAAGGACAAUAAUCAUCAACAAUUGGGUUGCGAAUGCCUCCAGUAUAAUGUAGUCCAAACUGUGGUGGAGAGUAGUCGUAAAGAGCUUGGAAGGGUGUGA
Messenger RNA from Papaver somniferum (opium poppy), 627 nucleotides. RefSeq names its product transcription initiation factor TFIID subunit 11-like. The transcript is spliced from 2 exons. The coding region runs from base 1 to 627 and encodes 208 amino acids. Lineage: Eukaryota; Viridiplantae; Streptophyta; Magnoliopsida; Ranunculales; Papaveraceae. The record is from RefSeq and is a predicted model, not a curated record.